Molecule: messenger RNA, 5382 nt
Organism: Pseudopodoces humilis (Tibetan ground-tit)
Lineage: Eukaryota; Metazoa; Chordata; Aves; Passeriformes; Paridae
Gene: PPIP5K2
Product: diphosphoinositol pentakisphosphate kinase 2
Biological process (GO): inositol phosphate biosynthetic process; inositol metabolic process
Cellular component (GO): cytosol
Molecular function (GO): inositol hexakisphosphate kinase activity; 5-diphosphoinositol pentakisphosphate 1-kinase activity
Source: RefSeq, a predicted model, not a curated record
AGCGCGCGUUGGGCAGAGCCCCGCGGCGCGCUCCCCCGCCUGUUCCUCGUGCUGCUGCUGCGGCGGGCAUGGCCCAUGUGCGCUGUCAGCGCUUUGUCUCUGGGUCGUUCUGCUCUCGGACGGGGUUUCGCUGAAGCAGCGGCUGUGCUGGACGCGGGCUGUGUGGGGUUGUAGCGUGCGGUGCUGUCAGUGUCAGGUGAUGCGUUUUGGUACAGAACUACUGCCUGUUUGCCAUUGCCAUUUGGUCGCAAAACUUCUGUGGAAAAAAACAGUUGAUAACAUGGAUAGUUAAAAAGUCACACCAUCUCAGGGAAAAAGCAGCACAUUGUUGGUUUCUUGAAGCAGCAAUUCUAAUGAGUAAUGAGCAGAUGAUAACAAGUUAAACAGUGCCUGGUAAACAACGCAAUCAUAGUGGCAGCACUGCACAAGCAAUAUCAAAGAGCAGGAGCUUUGGUGUUCCUGAGUGAGUAGGAAACAUGCCCAGGAUCUCACCUGCCAGAGUGCCUGCAAUUUUUACAUAGAUUUCUAUAGGUCUUGUAACCAUGUCUGUUAAUGCAACAGAGAAUGAUCCUCCCAGAUUCUUUGUGGGUGGAGAGGAUGGAGAAGGAUUACUGGAUUCAGCCAGAUCUACAGAUUACGAACACUUCUAUGACCAUGGGGAAGAAGAGGAGGAAGAGUAUGACUCUCCACCAGAAAGACAAAUUGCAGUGGGGAUUUGUUCAAUGGCUAAGAAAUCAAAGUCCAAACCAAUGAAGGAAAUUCUUGAACGCCUCUCCAUGUUUAAGUAUAUAACUGUGGUGAUAUUUGAAGAGGAUGUUAUUUUGAAUGAGCCAGUAGAAAAUUGGCCUUUAUGUGACUGUCUCAUUUCUUUUCACUCUAAAGGGUUCCCACUGGACAAAGCAGUAGCUUAUGCAAAACUCAGGAAUCCAUUCAUAAUCAAUGACUUGAAUAUGCAGUAUCACAUACAGGACAGAAGAGAAGUCUAUGGUAUUCUUAAAGCUGAAGGCAUUCUACUUCCUCGCUAUGCAGUUCUGAACCGUGAUCCAAACAAUCCCCAAGAAUGCAGCUUGAUUGAAGGAGAAGAUCAUGUGGAAGUGAAUGGAGAAAUUUUCCAGAAGCCCUUUGUAGAAAAACCAGUUAGUGCUGAGGACCACAAUGUUUACAUUUAUUAUCCAACAUCAGCUGGAGGUGGAAGCCAGAGGCUCUUUCGAAAGAUUGGCAGCAGAAGCAGUGUUUAUUCUCCUGAAAGCAGUGUAAGGAAAACAGGCUCCUAUAUUUAUGAGGAAUUCAUGCCUACAGAUGGAACUGAUGUGAAGGUGUACACAGUAGGUCCAGACUAUGCUCAUGCUGAGGCCCGGAAGUCUCCAGCGCUGGAUGGCAAAGUAGAACGAGACAGUGAAGGAAAAGAAGUGAGAUACCCAGUCAUUCUUAAUGCAAGAGAGAAGUUAAUUGCUUGGAAAGUAUGUCUUGCCUUUAAGCAAACAGUUUGUGGCUUUGAUUUGCUGCGUGCUAAUGGACAAUCCUAUGUCUGUGAUGUGAAUGGCUUCAGUUUUGUGAAAAACUCCAUGAAAUACUAUGAUGAUUGUGCUAAGAUACUGGGAAACAUCAUAAUGAGAGAACUUGCUCCCCAGUUUCAAAUACCAUGGUCAAUUCCUUUGGAAGCUGAAGACAUUCCUAUUGUGCCAACCACCUCUGGAACAAUGAUGGAGCUUAGAUGUGUUAUAGCUGUAAUACGCCACGGGGAUCGAACACCAAAGCAAAAAAUGAAAAUGGAAGUAAAACAUCAGAGAUUUUUUGAUCUCUUUGAAAAAUGUGAUGGAUAUAAAUCUGGAAAACUGAAACUGAAAAAACCAAAACAGUUGCAGGAAGUGCUUGAUAUAGCAAGACAGCUCCUUGUAGAACUUGGGCAAAACAAUGAUUCUGAAAUUGAAGAAAGUAAAGCAAAACUUGAACAGCUAAAGACUGUGUUAGAAAUGUAUGGGCAUUUUUCAGGCAUAAAUCGCAAAGUUCAGUUAACAUAUCUUCCUCAUGGCUGCCCUAAGACUUCCAGUGAAGAGGAAGAUAAUAGAAGAAAUGAGCCAUCCCUGCUUCUGGUCCUAAAAUGGGGAGGAGAGCUGACCCCUGCAGGCAGAGUUCAAGCAGAGGAGCUUGGAAGAGCUUUCAGGUGUAUGUAUCCUGGUGGACAAGGAGAUUACGCUGGAUUUCCUGGAUGUGGUUUACUUAGGUUACAUAGCACUUACCGACAUGAUCUCAAAAUCUAUGCUUCUGAUGAGGGACGAGUUCAGAUGACUGCAGCAGCUUUUGCAAAGGGACUACUGGCCUUAGAGGGAGAGCUGACUCCUAUUCUUGUCCAGAUGGUAAAAAGUGCCAAUAUGAAUGGUCUGUUGGACAGUGACAGUGAUUCUUUAAGCAGCUGUCAACAUCGUGUUAAAGCAAGGCUUCAUGAAAUUCUCCAGAGAGACAGAGAAUUUACUGCUGAUGACUAUGAUAAGCUCACUCCAUCUGGAAGCAUCUCACUGAUAAAAUCAAUGCAGAUUAUUAAAAAUCCUGUAAAGACUUGUGACAAGGUCUAUUACUUGAUCCAGAGUUUGACUUCUCAGAUCAGGCAGAGAAUGGAAGACCCAAAGUCUGCAGAUAUUCAGCUGUACCACAGUGAAACGCUAGAACUGAUGUUGCGUAGGUGGGCCAAGCUGGAAAAAGACUUCAAAACAAAAAAUGGAAGAUACGAUAUUAGCAAAAUUCCUGAUAUUUAUGACUGUAUAAAAUAUGAUGUACAACACAAUGGAUCGUUAAAAUUAGAAAACACAAUGGAAUUAUAUAGGCUUUCAAAGGCUUUAGCUGACAUUGUGAUUCCUCAGGAAUAUGGGAUUUCUAAAGCUGAGAAACUGGAGAUUGCCAAAGGUUACUGCACUCCUCUAGUCAGAAAAAUUCGUUCUGACCUUCAGAGAACUCAAGAUGAUGACACUGUAAAUAAGCUUCAUCCUCUCUACUCCAGGGGUGUUAUGUCCCCAGAACGCCAUGUUCGUACCCGACUGUAUUUCACCAGUGAGAGUCAUGUCCACUCCCUGUUAUCCACCCUUCGUUAUGGUGCCUUAUGUGAUGAAUCAAAAGAUGAACAAUGGAAACGAGCUAUGGAUUACUUAAAUGUGGUUAAUGAACUCAAUUACAUGACACAAAUUGUUAUCAUGCUUUAUGAGGAUCCAAAUAAGGAACUUUCUUCGGAAGAACGUUUUCAUGUAGAGCUGCAUUUCAGUCCAGGAGCUAAAGGCUGUGAGGAAGAUAAGAAUUUACCGUCUGGAUAUGGAUACAGACCUGCCUCCAGAGAGAAUGCAGGCUCGAAGAAAACUUCUCAUAGAAAUGAUAGUGAUGAGGAGGUACAUGCUCCUAAAAGAGAUGAAACAGAUCGAUCAGUAGUGAUGUUCAAGCCAAUGGUAUCAGACCCAAUUCAUAUACACAGAAAGUCACCCCUUCCAAGAUCCAGGAAGAUUGGUUCUGUUGAAGAAGAGAGCCCCCUGAGUGUGUCUAGCCCAGAGUGUAUUGGUACCUGGCUGCAUUACACCAGUGGUGUGGGUACUGGGCGUCGAAGACGCAGAUCAGGGGAACAAAUCACUUCUUCCCCUGUCUCCCCUAAAUCACUGGCUUUCACAUCCAGUAUUUUUGGCUCAUGGCAACAGGUCCUAUCAGAAAGCAAUAGUAACUUACGAACACCAAGAACUAUGCUGGAACAAAAGCAGAGUGGGCUAGGGUCUCACUGUGCGGGCCUGUUUAGCACCUCAGUGCUCGGGGGUUCUUCAAGUGCACCUAACCUACAGGAUUAUGCUCGUACGCAUCGUAAAAAGCUGACUUCUUCUGGCUUCAUAGAUGACACCACACGCGGUUCUGCUGUUAAAAGGUUUUCUAUCUCAUUUGCUCGACACCCAACCAAUGGUUUUGAACUGUAUUCCAUGGUGCCUUCUAUUUGCCCUUUGGAAACUCUACACAAUUCCUUGUCUCUGAAGCAGGUGGAUGAAUUUCUUGCUUCCGUUGCUGCUCCAUCAAGGGAGAAUCUACAGGAGACAUGUACUGGCUAUACUUCUCCAAUUUACAUGAUGCCCCUUUCAGGAAGAAAAAUUUCUUUAAAUACAUUUACCCCUGCAAAAAUUCAACCAACUCCACUUGAAACUUUGCCUGAAAGGCUAGCAGUAGAGAAACUAACCCUAUCUACCCGUGGAUGUCCUGUAAAUGUAUCUAAUAUUAAAUCAUCUCUUGAAGAGGCCUCAUUAGCUGCAGAACUUUGUGGCGAAACUCCUGAGAAAAAAUGAUCAGACAAAACUGGAAACAUCUUCUUAAAUGGUUCUUUAGUGUGCAUUCAAGCAAAUUACUGAACUGUCAAAAACCAUUCAUGUCUGGAUCUGCAAUUCGUAGUGCACUUAAGAAUCUUUAUACAUGGUUAACUAGUGUACACCAUAUUUAGGUCAAGUGUUUUUCUCAUUUUCGAAAACAUUUCAGGAAAUAUACUUACCAGUUUGAUGAACUGCACACCUUUUAAUGGAAAAGCUGCACAUGAACCUUUUCUGUGUCUUCAAAUACCUACUGUACACCUGUUCAAAAAAAUAUCAUAUGUGUUACUGUGGCUCUGUUGAUGUCACUGUAAUGACGGCACUGUCUGUUGUCAUCAUAAACUUCUAUUUUCAGGAGUUUAUAAUCUCCCUGUGAAUUUCUUCUAUGUGCUGAAAUGUAACACACAUCUUGACUUUUUAAAAAUUUAACUACAUUUCCAAAGAGAUCUCUUUUCCCUGUUUUGGAGAUAAGCAGAUAUUUUCUGCAUUUUAAUUACUCUGUAAUUAUGCUGCAAUAAUUAAGCAUGAUGGAGUGAGUUCAUGUAUCAGCACUUCUAUCUACUUCUUUUUUUCUGUUUACAUUGGACCUGUAACAUUCAAAUCUACUUUCGCUUUUAUUAUUCAGUACACAUGCUUGUAUACAGGUGCCUAUAUAUCAUCCAGCAGAUAAAACUGUCUUUUAUAUGUUUUUAUCAAAACCUUAUUUUGCUGACUAAAAAAACACUUUUCCUUGACAUAUCUUUCUAGAAAAAGGUGAUAUUAAAAAGCAGGUUUUGUAGAAAGACAUAUGACUACAGCGAGUCUGCUACUAGGUUUAUUCUAAAAAUUGUAAAUAUUCCAUUUGUGCUUUAUUAUCAUCCUUUCACCAGAGAGAGACUGUGGACUACCAGAACUUAGUGCAUACUGUUCCAAAAUACUCAGGAUUCAUAAUGGCCUGGGAAUUUUCAUACCUCCCUCCUUCUGAUAUAGGUGGUUCACAGCAGCUCUCAAAACAAAAACCUCAAAAAAUCCGAACAAACCAACAAAAAAACACCAGUAAACAAACAACAAAACAGCCGACCCC